Molecule: messenger RNA, 822 nt
Organism: Clupea harengus (Atlantic herring)
Lineage: Eukaryota; Metazoa; Chordata; Actinopteri; Clupeiformes; Clupeidae
Product: histone H2A.Z
Cellular component (GO): nucleosome
Molecular function (GO): structural constituent of chromatin; protein heterodimerization activity; DNA binding
Source: RefSeq, a predicted model, not a curated record
ACUUCCCAAAUAUAUUACGGUCAGAAGGCGGGAUAACUAGUUCAAAUCAGGCGAAAGACUCGGUUAGAAUACUGUCUCGAAGGAUUUUGUUUUGCCUCUAAAGAAAAAAUGGCUGGCGGAAAAGCUGGAAAGGACUCCGGGAAGGCGAGGACAAAGGCCGUUUCGCGCUCGCAGAGAGCCGGUCUGCAGUUCCCAGUCGGCCGUAUUCACAGACACCUGAAGUCCAGGACUACAAGUCACGGACGCGUUGGAGCAACCGCAGCGGUGUACAGCGCCGCUAUCCUGGAGUACUUGACUGCUGAGGUGCUUGAGUUGGCAGGAAACGCAUCUAAGGAUCUUAAAGUGAAGCGUAUCACCCCUCGCCACUUGCAGCUCGCCAUCAGAGGAGACGAGGAGUUGGACUCGCUUAUCAAAGCGACCAUCGCCGGCGGUGGUGUCAUUCCACACAUCCACAAGUCCCUGAUCGGAAAGAAAGGCCAACAGAAGACCGUAUAACUGCGUGGAGACCCAUGUUGAAGUCACUCUCAGGACCUUAAGCUGAACGUGGUUCCCCUUUGUAUUGCUGUCUAUGUGUAGUUGUAUAGAGUUCCCCCUGUGUGUUCUCCCAUUUUAAUUUUAUUUUUUUAACUAUGCCCAAGCUUUGCAUCUACUCAUUUUUGGGGUGUUUUUUAAAACGUGGCUUCAGAGAAGCUGGUUUUCUUUUCUUUGUAUUUGUUUUGGUACUGUAGAUUUAAUGUACUCCAGUUUGUUUGUGUACAUUUUGCAUAUUACUUUAUCCAUUGAUUUUAGGUUUGUAUGCAAAUAAAGCUAAAAAUUACACUG